CUUCAUCCGGGUAUCUUAGCUUUCCUAGUUGCUAACGAGAGGACGAGGGAGCUGUCGGUUCUUCGCCAAGCAAAAGUCAAGUGCUAGUGUGUGGAAAAUGAGUGCAGUUCAAACGCUUAGAGCGUUGGUGAAUCAGCGACUAACUGCGGCCGUUGAAGAAAUAUUUGCAGUGUUCGAGAGCACGAUAGCAGGGUACGAGGAGGAACUUACUCGGACAAAAGAGGAGAACGGGAGACAACGUCAAAUACUGGACGGUGUUUUCAAACAGCCUCAAGUUGUGUUACGCAGAGCAGAUGCCAGUAAAGAAUAUCUUCAGCACAUUAAUGAAGAGGAGGAGAGGCCAGAACCCCCCUACAAUAAGGAGGAAGAGGAGGAUUACAAAAUCAGUCAUGAGGGAGAGCAUCUUGAAGGACUGGCGGAGUUCCCAGUGCUUGGUGUCCCUGUGAAGAUGGAAGAUGAAGACAAAGGUGAAUCUGAGGAGAAGAGAGAGGUGGAGCACAUGAAAAUAGAAGCUGAUGGAGACCACUGUGGAGGACCACAAGCAGACACCCUCUUAGCUUUACUAUCAGAUUGUGACGACCCGACGUCACACUCUCCCGACACUGAUGAUGAAGACUCUAAAGCUGAUCAGACAUGUCACACUGACAACACACGCUUGAAAUGCGCUCAGUGUGAUCAGACCUUUGAGCACAAGAGAGCACACGCUGGAGAUGAACCAUACUUCUGCUCGAUGUGCGAUAAAAGAAACAUUGAGAAGGUACAAUUGACAGCACACUCAGACAUAUACAAUAGGGAAAAAACGUUGUCCUGUUCAGUGUGUGGUACAGGUUUUGCUCACAAUCGUGAUUUAAAAGGACACAUGAGAAUACACACUGGAGAAAAAACAUAUUCAUGUUCAAUCUGCAACAAAAGCUUUCAUUACCAAUCAAGCCGUGCAAGCCACAUGCGAAUGCACACUGGAGAGAAACCAUAUUCAUGUUCAAUCUGCAGCAAAAGCUUUCGUUACCAAUCAAACCGUGCAAACCACAUGCGAUUACACAGUGAUGAGAAACCAUAUACCUGUUCAGUGUGUGGUGCAGGUUAUGUACGUAAAAGGGAAUUCAAAACACAUUUGACAAUACACACUGGAGAAAAACCAUAUUCAUGUUCAAUCUGCAACAAAAGCUUUCGUUACCGAUUUACCUGUGCAACCCACAUGCGAUUACACAGUGGUGAGAAACCACAUCCCUGUUCAGUGUGUGGUACAGGUUUUGCACAAAAAGCUCAUUUAAAAAAACACUUAGCAAUACACGCUGAGGGAAAACCAUGUUCAUUGUACAACCAAAGCUAUAUCAGUCUUCAACACAUGAGAACACAAACGGGUGAGAAACCAUUUUCCUGUUCAGUGUGCGGUAAAAGAAUUUCCACCAAAUAUCAUUUAAAAAUGCACUUGAGGAUACACAAUGGUGAGAAACCAUGUGCAUGUUCAAUCUGCAACAAAAGCUUUCGUGACCCGUCAAGCCUUACAAAACACAUGAAAAGCCACACUGGUGAGAAACCAUAUGACUGUUCAGUUUGUGGUGCACGUUUUGCACGAAGUGAUGCUUUAAAAGUACACAUGAGAACACACACGAGAGAAAAAACAAAUGUUCAGUCUGCAUCAAAAGCUUUUCCGGACAAGGAGCAGUUGUAGAACACAUGAGAACUCACUGAUGAGAAAGUGUUGUGUUGCUGAGUCUGAAUUGUCAAUGCAAUAAAGUUGUUUUUCUUUCAAAGAUGUGUCGGUGCGUUUUUGUUCAACAUGCAUCUGCGUCACAGCAGAAAACAUG
Doryrhamphus excisus (bluestripe pipefish) is the source of this 1808-nucleotide messenger RNA. Lineage: Eukaryota; Metazoa; Chordata; Actinopteri; Syngnathiformes; Syngnathidae. The record is from RefSeq and is a predicted model, not a curated record.